AUGCCAAAAACUGUUCCAAAGACCGAUCGUCCGACUCGAGGACGUCGGUGCAAUCCAGGCUCAGGCACUCCGUCACCGAGCCACGAGCGCCAACAGCCUGUGAGGAUUAGGGACGCCAGGACACAGGGAGGCCAGCGGCCCUAUCCGACCGUCGGGAGGGCAGCACACCCCAAUCGGCCACCGUCGCCACCGUCCGUUUCGUCCAGCACCGACCAGCCCUCUCCGGUAGGUCGAGUGACCCCGGCUGCUUCGAACUAUCUGCUGGAAGCGCUGCACCGGAUCCGUGAGCUGCAGGAUGAGCUCGAUUUUCUGCAGAACGAUCCGUACGCUGAGGACACGGACGAAGACGACGAAGACGACCAGUUCGGUGGCGGCGACCAGCAGCAGGAGGAUGUGAUUGGUGGGCAGCAAGCGGAAGCCAUCGGGUGGGCUGUCUGCGCUCGGGAGACGAUCCAGUUCCUGCAACGCGAAGGCAUCGCGGCCGACAGCCCACUGCUGGCGAACCUUCGCCAGCGUCUCAUCGGCCCCGACCGGCGGCGUGAGGAACCGACCGUACCCGACGAUGGACUAUCCUGCUGA
This is a messenger RNA of Anopheles cruzii, 579 nucleotides long. RefSeq lists its product as uncharacterized. The record is from RefSeq and is a predicted model, not a curated record. The transcript has a single exon. Bases 1 to 579 code for a protein of 192 amino acids. Lineage: Eukaryota; Metazoa; Arthropoda; Insecta; Diptera; Culicidae.